UGUAGUUAUUGUCAAAUUUCAACUCCUCUCGGCCCUGGUCUCUACCUUGCCUUACCUCGCGCUGCGACAAUCUCCCCCUUACCCGGCCUCUUCACCGCUUUUUUUUUCCUUGCCUGAAUUAUUAUUGUUGUCAUUUGCGCAUGUCAUGCAUCUCGUCUUUUUGUGGGUUAUUAUGGCCCUCGGCCUAGCCUUGGCCCUAGAUUUAUCUUCCCUUUAGAUCGGGCACCCCCUUUCACUGCCCCUUUCCGGCGAUGGAUCCCCUUGCCGCGUCGGAAAUCCCUUGACCAACACUCGCAUGACGAUCCAAGCCCUCCUCCCAGCCAUACCUGAUGACGGGCUUUUCCCCCAGACGAUGACUAGGCCCUUCGUAUGUCGCCAGUGCCUAGUCCGUCUCGCGCAAUUUCGCGUUAGGCGAUCCAAGACCGAAACCUCGCACUUGCACACCCAAGCUGCGCCAUCAUCACCAGCGCCACCAAUGUGGGAUAUAGCGGGAGAGCUCAGACAGGAGAAGGCGGUCCAAGUCUGGGAAGAAUCUACCGACGACCACAGAAAUCACGUACCGAAACCUCUUCAUUCCACCGCAAACGCGAAGCCGACUAUUAAGUGGCAGGGAAAACUAAAGAAGUACGUUCCUGAAAACCGGCCAGACGUAGGUCGGCUACUACGUGAACCACCAGCUGAGAGUCAGUACAUCCUAAAAUCGAAAAUCAUGCGAGCACUCGGGAGUCAUUGGGUCGUCUCCAAGGACCUGAUGUAUAUGUAUGGUCUGUCGUAUGAGGAAGCCCGCCAUGCAGUCAGCCAGCUGAAGAAGUUGCUUUGGGGGCGUUCUGCUUUCGAAGGCGGACAACGGCUCGACCUAUAUCUCUUUUGGAAAGACCGCUUCAAGAACUUGUUACCCAAUAACUCGCCCUCCGUGGCCCAAGGUGGCGCUGCCUCCCCCCAGGUCGGGCCGUGGAGUUCUCUCGACAGGAAAGAUUUAGAUACGAUUCAGGCCGCGUGGCACCGGGUAGCCCAGGAGAGGCGUGAGUUCCUGUGGCCGCAGAUGAUAUUAUCUGCGUUCCGCUCAAAUCCCGGCAUCGUACCCGGCUUUAUCCAGGUCACCUUCGAAUCGUCGUGGUGUCCAAGCUAUGUCGUCGAGGAUUCUGUAUACCUUCUUUUUCGAGCUCUAGACGCUCUCCAAGCCAGCCACGAUAGCCACAUGGAAGUUGCCGAACUCGUUGUAUUUCUCCUAAAGACGUGCCCGCCGAGGUACCUCUCCCUAGAGCAAAUGGUGAUCCAAAAGGUCCUGUCCUUAAUACCUACCUCGAGUGCAAGUGGCCUCUAUCAGACCUUGAAAAAGGUUGAACACCCGCUUCAGAUGAGCACACUUCUGCAUUUCGCAAGUCGAUUCGCUCGCGAGGCGAAGUACAAACAGCUGGCUGCAGAGAUUAUUUACUUUCUCUCGAGCAAGCCCCAGUUCGAUAUCAACUCGCCGGCGGCUGCCAGUGUCUGUACUACCCUUCUCACGGUAGAGAAGAACGGCGCCUUACCGCAAGGCCACACGGAUCCAGAUGUAUUGCUCAAACUACUCCUGGAUGCCGGCUUUCGUCCAAAUCUCCUGAGUCUCUCCGCACUCAUGCGGAACUUCUGCAUUCGGGGACAUCUCGACACCGCGUGGAAGAUAUUUGAAGUGCUAACGCAACAUAACAUUACGCCGGAUCCUUACGUCUUUUCGAUACUUCUCGAUGGUUCGAAACACAAUAUGGAUAUCGAGUCUCUCGAGCGUGUCAUCGAUCUAAUUGAGCCGUCCGGGGAGUGGACUCCGGUCCUACUGAACGAUCUUCUUGACUUCUUAUACGAAGAGACCGAGUACGAAGGAGACAGGAGGCGAAGACAGUUGCAGACAACCCGAGCAAGGACAUUUAGAGCCAUGAUAAAGCUCUAUGCGAAAUUCUUUGUUCUCGCCCCUUUACAAAGAUUAUUUGCGUUCCCGUUGGAACAUCUAGUCGUUUCAGAGUCCAUCUCACCGUACAAGGCGGCGAGGGCAGUUGCUCCUUUGCGACCCCGGCCGGAAGUCCAACUUAUGCAGCCGGACAGUAUCACUUUGGGAUUGAUGCUGAGGGCCCAUAUCCGGAGUAUUCGGACCACGGAAAAUUUGAGCCGCGCCUACAAUUACUUUCUAGGACUCCUACACACUCGUGAUCGGGUCGUGCUCAAAGUCAUCAAGGACCAAGGGACCGUGUUCCAUGACGCUUUCUUGCACUGCUUUUUGCAAUUCUCACCGACAUUCGACCAUGCCAUCCAGAUGGUCGAGAACAUGAUCGUAGAUCACGAGCGGGAGCAGCAGGAGCUUGGCUUAAACGAGCUUCACCCUGCGCCAUCGAUCUACACCUACACGAUCUUGAUGAACGGCUUUCGAAAGCACGGGAACCCCCGAGGUGUCAUCUCCACUCUGAACAUGAUGGUGAACGAUGCCGGUAUCAACCCCAACCUCGUAGCCUGGAACACAGUCAUCGCGACGCUUCUAGGCAGCGGGUACAUAGUGGACGCGGUCAGCGUCACUCAGCACAUGAAGCAGGCCGGUUUCCAGUGGAACGCGCACACGAUACAAGCCUUCAACGGACUGAGCCGUAUGGAGCGGGUGCGGGUCUCGGAGAUGCUGGAAAAGGCGCGUGGCAAGCCCGAAGACCUAAGCGACCAGGCCUUGGUGACAAGGCUGCUGCAGAACAUGUGGGCCCGGAGUUUGCGUCGCAACAUAUCGUAUAAGUAUCAGCGCAUUCCGGGAGAUGGCACAGGCAACAGAGACCGCAGCCAGCUCACUAUUAAUACAGGCUCUGCUGAUCCUCGAUGAUGGUCUAGACGGUUGGACAAACAGACCGGGCUACCCCUUACCGACGGGGUAGGCCGCUUGUCUAGCAGCGAGCAAGGCCAACUGAGAGCGCCAGUAUACUCGCGACAUUCCUAUUGUACAAAUUACACGUACAUACAUCGCAUGUAACCUCCGUACCUCAUAUCCGACUACGCCUGUAGCCUGCAUUUAAACUGUAUACAUGUGCACACUGCUAGCUUUGCCAGUCCAAACUAUGCGGCUGCACGCGGCCUUUGUUUUGUAUAUAUAAUCUAUCGAAAUCAAGUCAAAACCUAGACCUCUUCUGCUCGAGGAACUAUAUAUUAGUUAGGGUACGAGUUUGGUACGGUUUCGCCCAGCAGGUUUGGGAGGAAUGAAUGUCUCUUGAAAGGAUCCCGGCCUGAUAGUAGCGGUAUCUGCCGUCCUGCGAGAAGGGUAUAGUCUAAACACACUCCACAUAAGGCAUACGUAUUAGGACAGAUCAGUAGGUUACUUAACGAAGGAUAGGUUCGAUUCCUAACAGCGCUACUUGGUAGUCUGUUGGCUGAACACACCUGCGCCGACGGCCCAUACC
Durotheca rogersii is the source of this 3401-nucleotide messenger RNA. RefSeq lists its product as uncharacterized. NCBI's taxonomy places the organism in Eukaryota, Fungi, Ascomycota, Sordariomycetes, Xylariales, Xylariaceae. Gene Ontology annotation, molecular function: protein binding. The transcript is spliced from 2 exons. The record is from RefSeq and is a predicted model, not a curated record. The coding region runs from base 296 to 2830 and encodes 844 amino acids.